AUGCCGCGUCCGCACCACAGCACUCGCGCUGAGACGCGCUGGGCGGUGCGAAUCAUUCCUUUGUUCAUCGUUGCCGUUCUAGGCGUGGCCACCUACAGCGUCGUUGCGAGACUGUGCAUCAGCUACCUCUACCACAAGAAACACCAGUCCGGCGUUGUCACGGCGUUCCUCGUCCUUUACUUUCUAUUCUUUCUAUUAAUGGCCGCGGCCUAUCUACGAACAUUCUUUGCAACCCAACUGAACCCAGGCCUCGUGCCCCUUUCCUCCCGCGAGCAGAUCGAGCGCGAAGCUGCCGAAAAGCUGCGAAAGCGAAGACACAAACGCAACCGAGAUGUCGAAGAGAGUGCCUACGUGCCCCCCGACCCCAGCCCGGACAGCCCGGGGCUGGAAGCCUUCUACAGCAAGGACGUUUUCGUCUGCGAGGUCGACGGCCGUCCUAAGUGGUGUUCCGAGUGCCAGCAGUGGAAGCCGGAUCGUUCGCACCACUCGAGCGAUCUGGGCCGCUGUGUGAGGAAGAUGGAUCAUUUCUGCCCGUGGGUUGGCGGCAUAGUAUCUGAGACGUCCUUCAAUUUCUUUACGCAAUUCUGCCUCUACACUGGCCUCUUUUCUGCCGUGAACCUCGCCGUGGGAGCGUAUUCUUUCCACCAACACCAUCAAGAUGGGGAUCCAACCGACGGAUGGGCCCUCGCCGUUAUUGUUCUUGCAUGCGUCUUUGGCACCUUUACCUUUGGCAUGGCGCUUACCUCGAUUCGAUUCAUCUUUCUAAACACCACAAACGUCGACAUGCUUAAGAGGUCGCAUGUGGUCGUCUUGGCCGUCCGCAUCCCUUUGUCUACUCCGCCAUCAAUCAAAUAUCCAGUCGUUGUGUACCCUCUCCGCGGGCCACCGCACCGCCCCGGAUCCGAAGGCCAGCAACCCAGCAGCCAGUAUGGCACCGUCUCUGCCAGAGAUCAGCAGGCAGAGCGCAAGUUUGCCAUCCUCCGGACGAAGCCGCGGGAAAACCCGUGGAAUCUGGGCAUCAAAGAAAACUGGAAGUCCGUCAUGGGAGACAACAUCAUAGAGUGGUUGCUCCCCAUUCGUCACUCGCCGUGCUGUAACCACGAAGGCAUGGAGAGCGAUUAUAAGCUUGGGCCUCUGAUAUCAAAAAUAAGAAAACGAUAUGGAGCUCCCGAGCUUGAGACUCCCACUCGCAGUGGACACGCCAUCGAAUUGCAGGAUAGAACUAGCCGGCGCGCCAGUGAUUGA
Molecule: messenger RNA, 1245 nt
Organism: Trichoderma atroviride IMI 206040
Lineage: Eukaryota; Fungi; Ascomycota; Sordariomycetes; Hypocreales; Hypocreaceae
Source: RefSeq, a predicted model, not a curated record